AUGUGGGCUCGCUGGCUUCUACUGCUCGCCUGCUGGACCCCGAUUCACGCACAAAUACCGUAUCCCGGAACGUCGAAGGAAGCAUGGCUGGAUUGCGAGAUGAAACCGGCGCGGUCGUCGCUAACGUGGCCCGACGGAAAGCAAACGGUGUGGACGCCGGCGGUGAUGUUCCAGUUCAAAUCCGAGAAACGAGAAACAUGCAUCGCAUUGAGCGAAUGGUCCCGUCCAGCCCCCGAAGAAACUGAACCCGAUGCCGAUGUUUGGCGCCAGUACUACAGCCUGUAUCCGGAAAACGUGAACCUCACAGAGCACGUGUACCCUCCCUGGUUCUCUCCCACAAACUCGACCAACCCCACCGUGCAGGCUGAUGAUAUACCCUUCGAGACAUACUAUUAUACCGGGAUGAUCAUCGCCAUCCCCCUGACCAUCUUCAUCACCGUCCUUGCCUGCGUGUACUUCAGAAUUGCGAAAAGGGCUGAGCCGCUGGAGGGUUCUGAGCGCGCCACUUCCAACCCUGAAGUCCCGUCGGACCCGCCGACUGCCUCUGAAAAAGCCCCCGAGACGACGCCAGCU
Mesorhabditis spiculigera is the source of this 573-nucleotide messenger RNA. The record is from the annotation of a GenBank genome assembly. Lineage: Eukaryota; Metazoa; Nematoda; Chromadorea; Rhabditida; Rhabditidae.